CUUUCCUGAGUUUCCACUACUCACUGCGUUGAUACCAAAAUGACGAGUCUCAAGACUAUUGGCGCCAAACAGCCCGAAACGACCUACAUUGGCCGAUAUGCCGUUCGCAUUGUGGCUCUUAAGCCCUCGAAGGAGAUUGCAAUAAUCUAUGUCGACAAGGGAAACUAUUAUAAGCUACCGGGUGGGGGGAUUGAAAGAGACGAGGAGCAUCUCAGUGCCGCUCAACGCGAAGUUCAGGAAGAAACUGGAGCUAUUGUCUCUUUGCGCAACACCAACUGCAUAGCCACUACGGAAGAGUUUCGCAACGACCUUCACCAGAUUUCCUAUUGCUAUCUUGCCGACGUCCUCGAUGCUACAGGCAGCCCCUCUUUAACCGAAGAAGAACGCGUCGACGGGCUUAGCCAUCAAUGGAUGCCAAUCAACGAGGCUUUAGAAGCCAUGGUCUCGGUGAAACCAACAUCCGAGCUAGGCCGCUAUAUACAAGAGAGAGACAUUUAUCUCCUUACCGAGGCAAAGAAAGUUCUGGAGGACGGAUAUGGACAAAAGGUUUAGGGACUGACCUCAUACUUGUGGUUGGAGGCUGAUGCGAAAAUGGCACCUCCUGGCUGUGCAGCUGACGAAGGGUUGAAGUUGAUAACGUAUACAUGGCGAAUAUCAAGUCUCC
Messenger RNA from Trichoderma harzianum CBS 226.95, 664 nucleotides. RefSeq lists its product as hypothetical. Bases 40 to 552 code for a protein of 170 amino acids. Lineage: Eukaryota; Fungi; Ascomycota; Sordariomycetes; Hypocreales; Hypocreaceae. Gene Ontology annotation, molecular function: hydrolase activity. The transcript has a single exon. The record is from RefSeq and is a predicted model, not a curated record.